This is a messenger RNA of Capronia epimyces CBS 606.96, 1731 nucleotides long. RefSeq lists its product as uncharacterized. Gene Ontology annotation, cellular component: catalytic step 2 spliceosome. The record is from RefSeq and is a predicted model, not a curated record. Gene Ontology annotation, molecular function: peptidyl-prolyl cis-trans isomerase activity. Gene Ontology annotation, biological process: protein peptidyl-prolyl isomerization. Lineage: Eukaryota; Fungi; Ascomycota; Eurotiomycetes; Chaetothyriales; Herpotrichiellaceae. The transcript has a single exon. Bases 1 to 1731 code for a protein of 576 amino acids.
AUGUCGUCUCACUACACGACUGAGCCUCCUCCGACCGCAUCAGUUCUCCUCCACACGACCGCGGGCCCGAUUACGAUAUCCCUGUUCGCGAAACAGACACCGUUGACAUGCCGGAACUUCCUGCAACAUGUCAUUGACGGAGACUAUACGGACAACAUCUUCCACCGCGUGUCGCCGGGGUUCGUCAUUCAAACAGGGGACCCUACCGGAACAGGAGAAGGCGGGCAGAGCAUAUACGAAGACCGCGAGUUUGAACAGUAUGACGAGGACUGGGCGAGAGUCAUGGGGCGGGAGAAGGACGAGAAGAUCACGUUCGGGGACGAGUUGCACAGCAGACUGAAGUUCAAUCGGAGAGGGUUGGUGGGUUUGGCCAAAGGGACGGGUGACGGCCCCGGGGGUGGUUAUGGCAGCCAAUUCUUCAUCACACUGGGUGACUGCAGGGCCGAGCUGGAUGGCAAAUGCACCAUGUUUGGAAGGGUCGAGGGAGAUGGCAUCUACAACGUGGUCAAGGUUGCCGAGGGCGAACUGGCCGAAGGCACCGAGAGGCCCUUAUACCCUGAGAAGAUUCUGAGAGCCGAAAUCAUCGAAUUGCCCAAGGGAGACGCAUGGCAAAAGCUGCGGAAGAGAGAGAAAGUGGCCCAACGUGUCGUGGAGGCUCCUGUUAAGAAGAAGGCGCCGAAGAAAAAGGGCGGAAAGACCCUGCUCAGUUUCGGAGGCGACGAGGGCGACGACGACGCCGGCCAAGUCGCAGUACGGCCGAAGAAGGCCAAGUUCAAUCCUGCGUUGAUUGAUGCAGAUGAUACACCCACGCCUGACCGACCAACCCAGAACGGUACUGGACCCAAGAGUAACUCGGCUCCUGCGGCGGCAGCGAAACGAAAAGAAAGAUCACCAUCCCCUUCGCAGACCGUGCCACGAAAGCGGAAAGCCAGUCCUCCACCCAAAUCACCAGCAUCCCCAGACCAUCGCCGCAAACCAUCCUUCCACGACCCGACGACCCAACUUCCCCUCCGAGACCCAGAAUCACCGUCACGCUCGCCCACGCCAGCGGAUGAGCCUGGCCAAGGUACGUCGAAGACGAAGACAUCGUCCCUGGAAGCCGAGAUUGCCGCACUGAAAGCAUCGAUGCGGAGAAACGUGUCGACGACGGUUGGCGACACGACGCGCAAGCAAUCCGCACUGGAGGCUCUGAUUCCCGCGACGAGUACGCGGGGCCGCAAACGGCCUCGGCCGGGCCAAACUAACGCCAAAGACGAGGCGAGCGCGUUGAAGAUGUUGAAUGCGUUCAAGGCACGGCUCGAGCAGGCCGACAACUCAGGCAAGGGGGGCACGAACAAAUCCACACAGAACGGACAGCCACAGCCACAGUCACAGCCGCAGUCACAACCGCCAAACGACCCUGACGCCACGGUCACCUCGCAACCGGUUCCAGCCGACGACGAAGAAGCCGCUCUGUGCGACCUGCACUUCAUCGCCAACUGUCAGUCAUGUUCGCGCUGGGACGAGGGUGGCGGCGGCGCAGACGCCGAGCUCGCCGACGACGACGAUGGGGGCCAAUGGAUGAGCCAUUCGCUGACGUUUGCCAAGGACCGGCUCGGCAAGGAUCUGAUGUGGAAGAGGAAGAAUGAAGAGGAACUGGUGGUGAUAGAUCCGCGCGAGCGCGAGAAGGAGUUGAAGCUCGAACGGAAACGCGGCAAAGAGAAGAGGGAGAAGGAUAGAGGUCGCCGGUGA